This is a messenger RNA of Serendipita indica DSM 11827, 636 nucleotides long. The record is from the annotation of a GenBank genome assembly. NCBI's taxonomy places the organism in Eukaryota, Fungi, Basidiomycota, Agaricomycetes, Sebacinales, Serendipitaceae.
AUGAACCGCUUUCGGUUCUUCUUCGACCGCAUUCCUGGCGAUUGGCUCGUCUAUGGAAUCAUGGGAACCAACGUUUUGAUAUUCUUCUGCUUUGGUGUCGCAGAGACCGCAUUCAAAAACGGAGACCCUCAGUUGCUCAAAUGGAUGUAUGAAAACUUUACCUCUUCCGCCGAAAAUAUUCGACAAGGAAGACUUUGGACGCUUGUUACAUCUGCAUUUGCGCAUCAAGCCACGGAUCAUUUAUUCAUGAACACACUGGGGCUGUGGAUGUUCUGUCCCGCUGUCGCUCAAUCCCUUGGCUCGUAUGCCUUUCUCAAGGUAUACCUGACAGGCGCCAUUGGCUGUGAUCUGAUGUCUGCCUAUUGGAACCAAAAUCGCUUCACUCGAAGUAUGGGAGCCAGCGGUGCAUUGUGCGCAAUCAUGUCGUUUACGGCAUGCAUGAGCCCAAGGACAUCCGUGGCACUCUAUGGUAUCAUCCCGAUGCCUCUAUGGGCUGUCGUGGCUGGCAUCUUCCUCUAUGAUCUUUAUGGCGCCAGAAGCAGAGGCCACGUCUCGACCGACUUUGCGGGCCAUAUUGGUGGAACUUUAACGGGUAUGGGUCUUUUCCUUGUGCGUCGCAGGCUGGGUAUCCCAUGA